CACAGUUCAACGUGGGUUGUUGUUAAAACGCAGAGAGUUUGAGAUGAACAGAAUUAAUUCAUUAGUUAGCCAAUAAUAUAUUUAUUAUCUACACAUUCACUUGUCAUUCUACUUGACGGCGCUCGAGUGAAGCUUUGCAAAGAUGGGAGACGAUCCGGACUCUAUUCCAGAGAGAGAGAUGAAGGACUUUCAGUUCCGUCAGAUGAAGAAGAUUCGUGUGUUCGAGUCUUCUGCGGAUCUUCCUAAGGAGCGCUCCAGUCUCCUCGCCAUCUCCAACAAAUAUGGCCUGACUUUUGCUGGCAAAGACGAGAUUCUGAAAGUGUUCUGGACGAGAAAUGUGAUCGCAGCCGGCCGUCUGGAGGGAAACCCCAAUGACACAGUGGAGUGCUCCUGCGCUGUCACGGUGACAGUCGGUGCGGCGAUGCAUCACAUGGCUCUCAGCAGCGAUGAACUCACGCUGUCUGUGUGUGGGACGGGGGACACCGCUGAGCUCACGCUGGAUUUCUACGAUGUCCGCACUUUCCUCAACAAGGACAGACAGGAGAAGCGUCCCUUCACCUCUUUCAAACCCCCGGCUGCUGUAGAUACGCUGGUCCAGGAUCUGAAGUGGAGUCCAGUGGACGCGUCCCGUCUGGCCGUGUGUCUGUCUGAUGGCAGUAUGAUGGUGCUGGAUGUUCAGGACUCUGUCAGUGUGGUCGCUCAGCUUCCUGCCUCUGAGGGAAUCACCUGCGUUUGCUGGAGUCCUAAAGGGAAGCAGGUGUCUGCUGGGAAACAGGAUGCCACAGUGGUUCAGUUCACUCCCACCUUACAGGCCAAGAAAGUGAUCCCCUGUCCCAGCUUCUACAGUCAGGAUCACCCGGUCAAAGUGCUAGAUGUGUUGUGGUUAAGCACGUAUAACUUUGCGGUGGCAUAUGCAGCGGCUGAUGGCUCUUUGGAGACGCCACCGGAGCUGGUGGUCGUGUCAUUGCCCAAAAAGGACGAAAAGAGAGAUGAACGCUAUCUGAACUUCAACGACCUAGUGUACGGCACUUGCACCGAGAGGCAGCAUCACUACUACCUGUGCCAUAUCGAGGACUGGGAUUUGGUUUUGGCUUCAUCAGCCGCUGCCAUUGAAGUCAGCAUCAUCGCGAAACAAGAGGACAAGGUGAACUGGGAGCUGUGGCUGCUGGAAGACGCCAGUCGUGCAGAGCUUCCUGUCACAGAGAACAGUGAGGACACACUUCCUGUCGGUAUGGCCAUCGAUUACACCAGCCAAGAGGACAUACACCUGUCUGAUGAGAAGAGAUUGCCUCCAGCUCCAACGCUGAUGCUGCUGUCUACGGAUGGAGUCCUGUGUCCAUUCUCUCUACUGAACCUCAACCCUGGGGUCAAGCAGCUGACCGUGGCUGCUGUCCCGCUGCCUGAGGACGGAGAGCGACCACCUGCCACCAAGUCAUCGUCGUCCUCUGUUGCUCCCGUCUCUGCAGCAUCCUCCGUCUUCCCAUCUUUCCCAGCAUCUUCUGGCACGGCCCUACCUUCAGCCACCUUAUCCUUCACAGCCUCUGCACCAUCCUCCAUUUUCCCAUCUCUCCCAGCAUCUUCUGGCACUGCCCUGCCUCCAGCUACCUUAUCCUUCACAGCCCCGCCACCAGCAGCCACUGCUGCCACCUCCUUGGCUCCGCCCACCUCCGCGUCCUCCACUGGUUUCUCCUUCUCUCUUCCUGCUCUGGGUUCUACCACAUCCUCAGGCUUCUCAUUGGGCUCUGCCACAGGAGGUUUCUCCUUCAGCGCUCCCAAACCCUCCUCCGAUCCUCCUGCCUUCUCCUUUGCUUCCUCAUUGGUUCCGAAGGAAGUCAGCAGUGCUCCGGUGGCCACACCUCCUCAGCGUCCCCCAGCCGUGUCCCCGAUUGUCACUGGCCCCAAAGCGCCGGCGGAGCCUGCAACGCCUGCCAUCAGGAUGAACCUCACUGAGAGGUUUCUGGGAGUGGACUCUCUGGGGUCAGUCACAUCUGCUGCCCAACCAUUUUCUUUGACCUCCACACCCAAACCGGCACCAGCGGAGGUCAGCGGUCCAACGACAGCCGCACUCAAACCAGCUCCCCCUGCAGUGUUGUCUCGAGCAGCUCAGAGCAGUGCUUCUCCAGCUCAGCCUAAACCAGCCGCCGUCGCUCCAUCUGCACAGGUCGUGUCUGUGAAAGCACUGGAGAAACACCUGCAGCAGAAGAAAGACUCGGACCCCGUCAUGACUGGAAUACUGGAGGAGAUCGGACACUUUGAGAAGGAGCUGGACGAUCUGAAGACUCGCUGCAGAAAUGCUGAUUUUAGGGUGGGCAGCACAGAUGACAUGAGAGACCUGAGGAAGGACUCCGAGAACUUGCACGCCUUCACACUGGAGAUCAAAGACACCACAGAGUCUCUUCACGGGGAUAUCAGUGCACUGAAGACCAGCCUGCUGGAGGGCUUCGCUGGAGCAGAGGAGGCACGAGCACAGAGCGAGCUCAACCGAGACAAAGACUACCUCCAGCUGCUCUACAAGAAACCACUGGACCCUCGGCGUGAAGAACAGCUCAAGGAAAUCCGCCGCUUGUACCAGUAUGUAAAGUUUGCCAUGGAAGACGUGAAUGCCGUUUUGGACGUGGAGUGGGAGAAGCACUUAGAGAAGAAGAAAAAGCAGAGGCACAUGAUCAUCCCGGAGAGAGAGGCUCUGUUUGCAGCAUUGGCCAAUAACCUGGAUAUCAUCAACCAGCAGAAGCAGCGUCUUGACCGACUGGAGAGUGACCUGCACAAUCUGAGGCUCUACAGAGGGAUGUCAGUGCGGAGCUUCACCAGCCAGACACCCUCUACCCCGUCAGGACAGAGUCUUGACAGUGAGCUAGAGAGUUUGAAGGAGGCUCUUCUGAAGGCCAGCCUGGAAACAACACCUAAAGCAAAAUCACCAUCUAAAAUGACACCGGCCAAACAGUCUCAGCUGAGGAAUUUCCUGUCAAAGCGACAGACCCCACCGGUUCGCUCGACAGCUCCAGCCAACCUGUCACGGUCAGCCUUCCUGACUCCUCAGUUCUAUGAGGAUCUGGACGAGGUGAGCUCCAGCUCGUCUCUGUCUCAGCCUCUGGAGCCUGAGGACUCCCUGGCAGUGGCAGAGGAAGAGGACCAGCCGGGGCCCAUCCCCGUGAUGAUGCCCUCCAUCCCAAGACACCCCACUGUGGUCCGUACACCCUCCAUACAGCCGGGCUUCAGUAUGCAGUCCAGUCCGUUCAGCAGAGUCCAGACCGUCCCCAUUCCUGUCUUCAGCCCCGCACCAAAGAUAAACAUGGACAGCGCUGAUAGCACAGCAUUAGCCACAAAAACAGUCAAGCAUGGAGCUCCGCCCACAGAAAAGAUCACACCCACCACAAUCCCCGCCCCCCAGGCUGCAGGAAGAGCCGCCCUCAGCAGACACAUGACAAGCCAGAAACCAGGAGCAUCUCUGACAGAGUCCUCGCUCAAGACAGUUCCUCAGGUGGUGAACGUACAGGAACUGAAGGAUAAAGGUCCGCCUAUACCUGUGUCCACUGUCAUCAGCGCGUCUGUUCCAGCGCCGGCGGCUCAGGUGGUUCAGCAGGUUCUGGCAACAGUGGAGGCCAAUAAAAAUUCCUUUCAAGGUGCUUUAAACGUUUCAGCGCCACUGGCAGGUCCGGCACAGACCACAUCAGGUAGUUUUGUGUUUGGUGGAGCUGCUAAAAUUGACGCAGGAGCAUCUUCAUCCAUCAGUGAGAAGAACUCAAAGGGCUUUUCAUUUACUGCUCCGUCAUCAGGGUUCAGUUUCGCCACUCCAUCACAGGACACCAACAACACUCAAGCAAAGAGUUCUGGCCUACCAGGCAAGUUCUCUUUUGCAAGCAGCACGGGAACAAAUAUGACGUUUGGUCCCAUGGGGUCUGAGGAGCCGUUUUCCUUUACUUCAAAACUGUCAUCUACUGCACAGAGUGUGAGCUCCUCUACACCACCUCCUGAACCAUCUAAACUCCUUCAAGCUCCCAAAGCCCAGGGCAAUGCUGGAGAAACUCUCGGCUCCUUUUCUGGCUUAAGAGUGGGCCAAAGUGAGGAAGGAAAGGAAGCCCUCAAGACCACCUUGGGUUUCACUUUUGGACAACCUGGCAAUGGAUCUACAGGAUUUGCUUUUAGUUCUGCACAAAUCAAGCUUGCAGAAACUGGAAGUUCAUCAGAAUCAACAGCCACUGCAGCAGAGGCUCCCAAGAUGACUACGGCACAAGGAUUUGGCUCCUCUACAUUCACCUUUAAACCACAGGAGGGAACUGCUCCAAGUUUCACCAUUCCCUCGGCAUCUUCCUUUCCACCAGCUGCCACUUCUUUUGGAAGUCUAUUGCGAGCACCUCUAUCGGAGACGCAAACUCUUCCAACAAAGUCCCACCAGCCAGAAACAAAGACUUCAACUGAGCCGGCUCCCUCCACUGAUACUGAAUCUAAGGAACCUCCAGUAGAACCCAGUCCUAAACCACCAACCUUAAGUGCUCCAUCAGCCAUACUGGUCACUGAAGCUGCUUCUCCCACUAGUACUGAGCCCACUACAGAACUUUCCAACAAGCCCCCAACUCCUCCAACUCUCGAGGUCUCUUCCACACCAUCUCCAUCAGUUACCCCACCAUCCGAGACACCGGCACCUGUCUCCGAGCCUCCUGCAGCAGAACCAGUCUUUGAUCCUGCCCCUGAGACUACCAGUACUUUCAUAACCACUCCUGCACCCCAAGAAACACCAGCAACCACCCCAUCCUCAGCUCCAACAUCCGAGAAACCAGGCUCAAUCUUCGCCCCGCCUUCAGGUGGCACAGACAGUCUGACUGUAGGAGCCAUAAAUCCCAUCAAUGUCAUUACUUCAGCAACCUCCUCUGCCCCAUCUGCAGCUACCACCACCACCAGUGUAGCUCCAACCCCUGUCUUCGGACAACCCACUUCUGCUGCCCCGACAACUGUGUUCGGGUCUACUGUCUUUGGUGCCAAUUCUACCACCUCUGGGUUUGGAAUGCCUGCCUUCGGACAGAGUCCCAGUGCAGGUUUCGGCCAGCCUGCGGCCUCUGGUUCUGCUAGCAGCUUUACAUUUGGUCAGCCAGCGUUUAGUGCAAGUUCUGGGUUUGGGCAGCCGACGGCGGCCACCACCACAUCAGCCACAAACAGUGGAGGAGGAGGACUGUUUGGAUCCUCUAGCACAAACAGUGCAAGUUCCUUCUCUUUUGUAGCCAGCGCCACCAGCUCCGCAGCCAGUACUGGUACUGGGCUCUUUGGCCAGAACACUGCUCCUGUUUUUGGACAGUCCAGCCCAGGCUUUGGCCAGGGAUCCUUGUUUGGCAGCAACACUACCACAGCAUCCUCCUCUGGAUUUGGCUUUGGACAACAGCCAGUGUUUGGCAGCAACCCCUCCACCUCAUCAGUUUUUGGACAGCAGGCCAGUGGAGCCGGCGGGUUUGGCCAGGCUCAGUCUGGCGGAGGUCUGUUUGGGUCGAACACUGGAAACACUUCAUCAGGAUCAGGGUUUUUCAGUGGUCUUGGAGGAAAACCCAGUGAAGAUGCUGCAAACAAAAACCCGUUUGGAAUGCCAGCCGCAGGUGGAUUCGGCCAACCCAUCAAUACAGGACCAUCUAACCUGUUUGGGAACAGCGGAGCGAAGGGCUUUAGUUUUGGCAGCAGUUCGUUUGGUGAACAGAAACCCAUCGGAUCAUUCAGCUCCGGCGCGGGGUCCGUAGCCACACAGGGCUUCGGAUCUUUCUCUACACCCACCAAACCAGCUGGUUUUGGAAGUGCGCCAGCCUUCGGCAGUCCUCCAACUUUCGGCGGAUCUCCAGCGUUCGGUGGGUCAGCGGGCUUUGGCUCCGCCCCUUCCUUCAGCAGUCCGCUGGGCUCCUCCUCAGGGAAGGUGUUCGGUGAGGGAACCACAGCCGCCAACGUCGGCGGAUUCGGGUUCGCAUCUCCUCAGAGUGCGCCAUCCUUCGGCUCUCUGGCGGGUUCGAGCACAGCGCCGUCAUUCGGCAGUCUGGUGCAGCAGCAGCAGCAGCCACCAGGCUUCGGGGCUCAGAGCGGUGCUUUCUCCGGCUUCGGCUCGUCUGGAGGUUUUGGAGGUUUUGGAAACACCAGCACCAACCAGCCAUCGUCUCAGACGUUCAGCAGUUGGAGGAGUUGAUCGGCGGAUGCUGAUGUAAUCUGAUCUGGUCUGCAGUUGUUUUAUAGUGUGUGUGCGCAAGAUUGAAUGUGCCGUGAACGCUCGUGUUCUUACCGUGUGCUAAUGUCCUCCUGUUUCAUGUUCAGUGCAGUUUCUCCUGUUUUAACUGCACAAUGAAAAAUAAACAUGUGAUGUUGACCAUACGCCCAGUUUCUGUCCUUUAAUGUCACACUUUAAAUCAC
This is a messenger RNA of Carassius carassius (crucian carp), 6372 nucleotides long. Its product is annotated as nuclear pore complex protein Nup214-like. Bases 143 to 6151 code for a protein of 2002 amino acids. The transcript is spliced from 36 exons. The record is from RefSeq and is a predicted model, not a curated record. Gene Ontology annotation, biological process: RNA export from nucleus; protein import into nucleus. Gene Ontology annotation, molecular function: protein binding; structural constituent of nuclear pore. Gene Ontology annotation, cellular component: nuclear pore. Lineage: Eukaryota; Metazoa; Chordata; Actinopteri; Cypriniformes; Cyprinidae.